Molecule: messenger RNA, 7893 nt
Organism: Xenopus laevis (African clawed frog)
Lineage: Eukaryota; Metazoa; Chordata; Amphibia; Anura; Pipidae
Gene: ulk2.L
Product: unc-51 like autophagy activating kinase 2 L homeolog
Exons: 29
Coding region: 1572-4793 (1073 amino acids)
Biological process (GO): negative regulation of collateral sprouting; positive regulation of autophagy; autophagy
Cellular component (GO): phagophore assembly site; phagophore assembly site membrane; cytoplasm
Molecular function (GO): transferase activity; protein kinase activity; nucleotide binding
Source: RefSeq, a predicted model, not a curated record
GGCCCAGAUGAGGCUGAAUGGGGAAGCUGUGACCUGUCAGGAAAAAGUAAGAGGAGCUCGCAUAAGUUAAAUGGCAGAAGGGAGGAGGAUGAAUAGGAUAGGGCCUGUCAGCACAAAGUAAGAGGAGCUCGCAUAACUGUUACCAGCAGUGGCCGUGGGGGAAGUGCAAUAAGGAUUUCUUAGAAAUGCACGGGGUUUAAGGGGAGGGGAGAGGGCAGAACUACUUAAAUUCAGUGCGAUUUCCUAAAAGGUUAUCAAUCCGCCUGGUUUCAUUCAAGUCUUUUCAUCACAAAAGAGCCCGAUAAAAAAAGCUGUAGAGAAAGAACCCGUUUCUCCCUGAAAAAAAGUCAUAAAAGAGUAGCGCACUCUUUUGUCUGAGCGGACUGAUGCGAAGCAGGGGUUGCUGUGCGUCCUAUUAAAGCAGUGUCGCAGCGCUUGUGACGUUAGUGAGAGUUCUGAGGCUUACUGUGGGAGCGAGCGAAGAGGCGGAAAGGAACACAGCCCCAUCUGUUUACAAGGUCUAUUACCAGCAGCCCUGCUCGUGUCUGGAUUAAAUAUAACUUGGAGCUGUGCCCCAGUCAUCAAAUAAUAAAUGUAACCAGCUGUAAUACUUUCCAGUUCUUUGCACUUGUAGCCGUAGAGUUAUUGUUGGUACAUGGUGCUGGGCGAGAAACACAAAGAAACAAGACGACCCUCAACUGUGAAGAUUUAUUGAGGCUGUUACAGCUGCAGCACCUGUCAUCAAGCAUUACCCUGAAGCAGCACCCCCCAAAGCACAGGGUCGCAAUAGAUUCAGCCCCCUAAUGUUGCAGCUUGUGCCCUCCCAGUGUGGCUGUGAAAGGGUGGAGACAUUGGCUGUCACAUUUAAAUCUGCACAACAACAUGUUUUGACUUCUGCAUUCUGAAACACUAUGUAUUGUGUAUCCAUGUGCAUUAACAGAGGCAUGGGAGGGUAGGACGAAUAUGAAAUUCUAUCUCUGGUCACCGAGUCAGUAAACUUACACCAGCAUCUUGCAGCAGGAGCACCAGCACUCGCCUGGGACCAAGCCCUUCUCCGUUAAGACUUGCCAGUAAAAUCUAUCUGGGGGUUCUGUGUAAGAAAAUAAACCCAGUUCUUAAUUCUGAAGUUUACCAGCAUCUUCCCUUUACAGCACCCCAAUUACCUUGGUUUUAAGAUUUAUGAGAAAUCAAGAAGAUUAUGGACAUUAUUUAUGCACCGUUUACAUGCCGUUUGUGCUGGUACAGUUAAAGAAUCCUAAUACAAUUCUGACCAAGGAUUUGUAGAUGGAUGACCAUCAUGUUACUGACUUGAGGCAUAAUAACUUUCACCGUCCCAUUGGUGCUCUUCUGGUUUUUAAUGAUCUUCCCCUCAAAUCCAUUGAGUUAAGCACAGCAAUUUAGAGGGGAUGCACAGAAUGGUAGCAUUAACAUUUCUGGUCAAUAUCUACAGUUUCAAAAAAGAAAUAUCCCAAUUAAUUUUGGGGUUGUGGAAGGAGCAAAAGAUAAGCUGCCACGGAAUAAACUGUAAAUUGGAACUUUGAAUGAGCUUUUCUGUGGCUACAACCUGAAGGAUGGAGGUGGUGGGAGAUUUUGAGUACAGCAGAAAGGAUCUUAUUGGCCAUGGGGCGUUUGCUGUCGUCUUUAAAGGGCGUCACAGAAAGAAAACUGACUGGGAGGUGGCAAUUAAAAGCAUCAAUAAAAAAAACCUGUCCAAAUCACAGAUCCUGCUCGGCAAAGAGAUAAAGAUUUUAAAGGAGUUGCAGCAUGAAAAUAUUGUGGCCCUUUACGAUGUCCAGGAAAUGCCUAAUUCUGUUUUCUUGGUUAUGGAGUAUUGCAAUGGUGGAGACUUGGCUGAUUAUUUACAAGCCAAAGGGACGCUGAGUGAAGACACCAUCAGAGUUUUUCUAAAGCAAAUUGCCGCUGCCAUGCGAGUUCUACACAGCAAGGGCAUUAUCCACCGGGACCUAAAACCACAAAAUAUUCUUCUAUCUUAUGCCUCCCGGAAAAAAGCUACCUUCAGUGGUAUCCGAAUCAAAAUUGCGGACUUUGGCUUUGCACGUUAUCUGCAGAGCAAUAUGAUGGCUGCUACAUUAUGUGGAUCCCCAAUGUAUAUGGCUCCUGAAGUUAUAAUGUCACAGCACUAUGAUGCAAAAGCAGACCUGUGGAGCAUUGGCACUGUCAUUUAUCAAUGUCUUGUUGGCAAACCACCCUUUCAGGCUAAUAGUCCACAAGAUUUGAGACUGUUUUAUGAGAAAAAUAAAAAUCUUGUCCCUAGCAUACCAAGAGAAACAUCUGCCUAUCUGUCUGACCUACUUUUGGCAUUACUUCAAAGAAACCAAAAAGACAGACUUGACUUCGAGGGUUUCUUUAUCCAUCCUUUUCUCGAUCAAGUGUCUACAGUGAAAAAGUCCUGUCCAGUACCGGUGCCUACCUCUUCUGGGUCCAGUAUUUCAGGCAGUUCCUGUGGAAGCUCACCAUCUUGCCGUUUUGCCUCGCCACCUUCACUGCCAGACAUGCAGCAUAUCCAGGAAGAAAAUCCGUCUUCCCCACCACUGGGUCCACCAAACUACCUGCAGGUGUCCAAAGACUCCGCCAGCACUAGCAGCAAGAACUCCUCUUGUGAUACAGAUGACUUUGUCCUGGUUCCCCACAACCUAUCAUCUGACCACUCCUAUGAUAUGCCUACAGCAGCAGCUGGCCGGAGAACAUCAUCCAGUGAGUUUCUGAUGUGUGGAGGGCAAUCACCACUGAACACAUCAGGAGGCAUGGGGAAUGUGCAAAAACCUUCUGUUAACACCUUACGUUGUGGUUCUUCAUCUGUGGCUGCCAGACAAGGUCAGCCUCAAGUAUCACCUCGCAGUGAAACUGCUCCCAUCCCUGUCCCAACACAGUUACGGAACUACCAGCGCAUUGAGCAAAAUCUUACCACUACUGCCAGCCCAACAUCUAACCCUCAUGGAUCCCCAAGAUCGGGAGCAGUGCGACGUUCUAAUACUAGCCCCUUGGGCUUUUUAAAGGUUGGAUCUGGUUCACCCAGCUCUGCUGACAUGGUGCAAGCUGUUGGACGCCGCUUGUCCACUGGUUCCUCACGGCCUUACUCUCCUUCACCGCUAGUUGGGACUAUUCCAGAACAGCUCGGACAUUGUUGUUGUGGAUAUGCUCAAGGACACGAAUCAAGAAGCAGAAAUUCUUCUGGGGGUUCUCCAGUUCCACAGUCCCAGUCACCACAAGCCUUGCUGGGAGCCAGGCUGCAGAGUGCCCCAACCCUCACUGAUAUCUAUCAGAAUAAGCAGAAACUGCGAAAACAGCAUUCAGACCCUGUGUGUCCUUCCUACGCCGGACAAGGCUUUGGCCACUCUCCCCAGCCUGCUCGGCCGGUCAGUCUUGGAGCUUCUCCUACAAAGCACAUGGGAUCAUCACCAAGGAGCUCAGAAUGGCUGUACAAAACUCCAUUACCUACAAUUAUCGGAUCUCCAACCAAGGCAACUGCUCAAUUCAAGAUCCCUAAAACGCAGGCAUCUUCGAAUCUGCUAGCACUGGUUAAUCGUCAGGGUCCUGUAGACACUUCUGUGCCAGCAAAAGGUACAUUAGAAGCAAGAGAGUUUUCCCAGUUUGUCUGCACUUAUGGAACAGAAAAGCAGAAACCACUUGAACACGGCAAAGCCACAUUUGGAAGAUCUGUAAGUGCUGGAAGGCUUUCAGAUCAGAGCGGGAGAGCUACUCUAGGAGGACAGCAUUAUCAGGGCAGCACAGACAGUCUCAACGCAGAACGCCCAAUGGAUACAGUUCCUGCAGGUGCAAGCGGAACUGCACUGACUGUGCCCUCUGUGGGAAGCAGAGGAGUUAUGUUCACUGUUGGAUCUCCUCCUAACAGUUCUACUCCUCCAACCUGCACCCACAUGAUGAUGAGGACAAGAACUACUUCAGUUGGAUCAAACAGCUCUGGGGGCUCUCUCUGCUCCAUAAGUGGUCGUGUGCUCAUGGGCUCUCCAUCUACUUUUAAUAUGGGCUCCUCUCCCCCUGGAGCAGAUGCAGCUCCAAACCUGAAAUACAUGUCCUAUGGCACAUCACCACCCAGCUUGGAAGACUUUAUCACGUUUGAGGCCCCAGAACUUCCUGAAGAAACUUUAAUGGAGAGAGAACAUACAGACACACUCCGCCACCUGAACCUCAUGCUGAUGUUCACAGAAUGUGUAAUAGAACUGACAGCAACCAGGGGAGGGAACCCUGAGCUUUGCACCUCUGCUGUGUCCCUUUAUCAGAUUCAGGAGAGUGUUGUGGUUGAUCAAAUAAGUCAGCUGAGUAAAGAAUGGGGACAAGUGGAGCAGUUGGUGCUAUAUAUGAAAGCUGCACAGUUCUUAGCAUCAUCUCUACAACUUGCCAAAUCCCAAAUAAGAGCUGGAAAACUGACUCCUUCUAGCACUGUUAAACAAGUUGUGAAGAGUAUGAAUGAGCGGUAUAAGUUUUGUAUCAGCAUGUGCAAGAAGAUGACUGAUCAGCUGAACCGCUUCUUCUCAGACAAGCAGACAUUUGUGGAUGAGAUUAACAGUGUCACAGCAGAGAAACUGAUCUACAGCUGUGCAGUAGAAAUGGUACAAACUGCAGCACUGGAUGAGAUGUUUCAUCAGACAGAAGAUAUUGCAUAUCGUUAUCACAAAGCAGCGCUGCUUUUAGAAGGCUUAACAAAAAUCCUACAGAGCCCAGCAGACAUAGAAAAUGUGCACAAAUAUAAAGCCAAUGUGGAAAGCCGUCUGUCUGCACUCUGCUAUGGGACUGUAGCUGUGUAUGAGUAGUAACAAUAUCAUCUGGACCACAGGACUAUAAAUAAAACAAGGGACCACUUUGUUAUACUGUACUGCUACUACUAGUUGCACAGUCUUGAGAUGACGUCAAAAGGACCCAGACUACAGCACUCAAUGCUUCUCAAGGAAAAUAAAGUGGAGUAGUGAAAAUCAACAUUGUACAACAUACCCAGGAAAGCUGCCUUAUAUUAGACACUCCUCAUCUGUCCUUGCAGGAAGAAUAUAUGCCUUCAGCAUAAAAAUAGGAUGGGAGGAAACAUGUACAGAAAUUAACUAACAUGGAUAUCUUGCAAGGCUCUUUUUAAUAUUAAAAGACAAUUAGGAGCAAUAGUGGAUGCCCCCAGUAGCAAACCUUUUGGCAAACACUGACUCAGUAAUCCAAGUGGCAAGCCACAGGCAGAUUUAUGUUUCUUUAAAUUACUUUUUUUUUUCUAAAGAUUUUCACUAUAAUGUGUAAAUCUGAAAGAAGCAUUCAAGUUAUCAAAUAAAUAAAGCACUUUAUGUUGAGUAGGAACUGAGUAAAAAAAAUCCAGCAGCUAUGUGACAUGUUUCAUUUAUUUUACAGUCAUUUCUGACAUGGCUACCAAACGUUCUACAUUCAAACUAAUUUAUUUUGCACUAAUUUCUUACGACUGUAAAUUAUAAUCUUAUCCAUAUUAAAAAAAAAGGCACAAUGGACUUACAGAGAAGUUAUUGUAUUGUAUGCAUCAAAAUCAUCUUUGAUAUGUAAUAUGUAUCUUCCUAAAAACUCCACAGACUACAAACCAAUGUACCUGCUACCCUUUUUAUACCCAUUUUACUACUUACUUCAGAUCUGUUUUCUCUGACAUUUAUUUGAUGUUAUUGUUUUGCUGUUUAUUGCUUUCUAUACAAGUAGAGUGUUGUGCAUGUGCUCCUUUGAACUCUUCUGGGUGUUAAAGCUAAUCGUAAAUGUGUUUCAUGGACAGUGUUAGAGGAGGAAAACUGUACUGUCAGUUUGUUUGUGGAUCUACUAACAUAGUGCAAUAGGUGUUAGAGAAUUAGAACUUCUGUUAUACAACUGAUUUACAUUUACAGUAGAUUGGCCUGCCAACUCGGAUAAACAACACACAAGAUAUACGGAUUGAAUGCAAGGGGGUCAUAGCUGUAGCUGCCAUGUUUCAUGCAAUAGCAGAAAACCUGGCUGCUGGGAUGCCAUUUUUUAGAAGGUAGUAUUUAUAAUAACAAAACCAGUGGUGCUACUUACCUGCAUAAUGUGUUAUGUGAUACACUUUGCUUUGCGCUGUGGCUCUUCCAGUAUAGCUUUAAACAUAUUUUUUGUGUGUAAUUAAUCAUUUUAAAAUUGCAUUGCUAGCGCAGAAGAAUUUUUGUCAGUGCUAAGCUUUUAUUUCCCAUAAACUUUUAGUAGUCUCUGUACAUUAUAAAUGUCACUGAGCUAUCAUUGCUAUCUUUGUUAGGAAUUGGGUGUAUGUGUGUGUGUGUGUGUGUGUGUUUCAAAUAUAAUACAAGGUGUUAAAUAGGUGAGUAUGAAUAGCCAACCCUUGUUACUUGUUACUCUACUGCCAGAGCUGACGUGAGACAUGCUGGAUUUUGUACUUUGCUAAUACAACAUCUGGAGAAACAAAGGUUGCCUGCUGCUGAGACAUACAAACAGUAGCUGAAUAGUUACCUGCUGGUGGGGGGAGUAAUGGGAUAUAUAUUGUAAUCUGUGACAAAAGAUAAAGGGGGAUUCACCGUAAAGUUAACUUUUGGUAUGCUGUAGAAUGGUCAAUUGUAUGCAAAAUUGGUCUUCAUUAUUAAUUUUUUAUAGUUUUUGAAUUAUUUGCCCUUUUCUUCUGACUCUUUCCAGCUUUCAAAUGGGCAUCGCUGAUCCCAUCUAAAAAGCAAAUGCUAUAUAAGGCUACACAUUUAUUGUUAUUGCCAAGUUUUAUUUCUCAUCUUUUUGAAAAGAUCCUCUCCUAUUCAUAUUCCAGUUCUGUUCAAAUCAGUGCAUGAUUGCUAGGGUAAUCUGGACCCUAGCAACCAGAUGGCUGAAAUUGCAAACUGGAGAGCUGCUGAAUAAAAAGCUAAAUAACUCAAAAACCACAAAUAAUAAAAAAUUAAAACCAAUAGCAAAUUGUCUCAAAAUAUCACUCUCUACAUCAUACUAAAAGUGAAAGUACAUUCUGUAUCCUGUACAUUCGUUCAGAAGUGAUGAGGGGUGCCUGCUGUUUGGGGUUGAGAGGGAAGAUUUGUACCGUACCACACUUCUGCAUCAACAUUCUGCAGUGGCUACGAUUGCCUGCUGACAGGGGCAUAGACAGAGUUGAACAGCAGAUGGCAGCAGUUCUAGUGACUACUGAUUUAUCCAUCCUAUAAUGUACCAUCUGAAAGGGCACUGCUGUUUUAAACACAAAUUAUUGCUUACUGUCAGCCAGAAUAACAGGUCAAAUAUUUACUUUUUUAGGAUCUGACUUCUCUAAUAUUGUACAGUACUAGCAAAUAAUCCUGGAGGCCCUUUCUGUACUUUACCUUUGGAGUAAAAAAAAAAAAAAACACAUUUCCAUCUGAAAGCUCAGCAGCACGUCUGGAAUAGCUUGCUUGUUUUUUACGUUUUGUCAUGCAUUUUUGUAUUUGUUUCUUACAUAUUUAAUACUUGAAUGCACCAAUUUUUGUUUCAGGAAUCUUCUUAUAAUCCCACCUCCCAUACUGCUGCCAGAAUUGGCAAGGAAAUAACACAAUUACACAACUGCAAAUCAUUAAUCAUUUCAUUUUAAUGUUCAGAAGCAAUGUGGUUUUAAUAUACUUGACAGACAUUUUUAUGUUAUUUAUCAAAGAUUCUGCCAAUUAAUUUGAGUGUUUAUUUAUAUACUCGCUUGUGAUAUAUAUAUAUAUAUAUAUAUAUAUAUAUAUAUAUAUAUAUAUAUAUAUAAUACACACACACACACACACACACAAAUGCAUAUAUAUGCAUUACUUGGUCUUUAAUACCAUGUUUCUACCUCCUGUUUGUAAACUGCAUGCAUUAUUCUUGACGCUAGUUAACAACUCACUGAACUGUUGUAAAGUAGCCUUUUUAUUAUGGCUUGUAUAAAUGUACAUUAAGAAUAAAUAAAACCAACAGAAAACCUCA